CGACCUGAAGGAGGCCAGUCCCGCGCCCCGGCCCCGGCCCCCCGGCGAUGGCCAGAGCCCCACGGCCUCCGGGACCAUGAAGAGCGAGAAGGCGCGCAGGGGCGCAGGAGGCUCCGGUGGCCUCGGCGCUGGACUCAAGUACAGCUCGCGGCCGGAGUAUGUUUAGACAACCAAGAACCAUUGGACAUUUAAAGUAAACCUGCAACCUCGACGGGCAAAGACAUGAUUCUGAAGAUAAUAUAAAAACAACCAAGUUGGGAUCCUAAGAACAAGAAGGUGGUGAAUUCAUAGAAUCGAAAAGGCUAUGGUUAAAAAAAGAACCAUCUAAGAAGAAAAGUCACUCUUGGAAAUGAAAUGCAUGACUUAAAAAAAAAAAUUUGUUGUCUUUGCAGUAAAUCUCAAGAUAAGGCGAUAAUAUGGAUGGCUGUGAGGAGGGCGUGGAGUUCUUGCCGGCCAACAACAGCAGGAAGGUGGAGAAGGGCGGCCCGCGGCGGUGGGUGGUGCUGGUGGCCGUGCUGGCUGCCUUCCUGGCGCUGUCCCUCCUGGCGGGGCUCCUGGCGUGGCACUUCCAGGACCGGAACGUGCGAGUCCAGAAGAUCUUCAACGGCUACCUGAGUGUCCGGAACGAGAACUUCCUGGAUGCCUACGAGAACUCCAACUCCACUGAGUUUGCGAACCUGGCCAAGAAGGUGAAGGAGGCGCUGAAGUUCUUAUACAGUGGGAUCCCGGUCCUGGGCCCCUACUACAAGACGUCGACUGUGACCGCCUUCAGCGAGGGCAGCGUCAUCGCCUACUACUGGUCGGAGUUCGACAUCCCCAAGCACCUGGUGAAGGAAGCCGAGCAGGCCAUGGCGGAGAAGCGCAUGGUCACAGUGCCGCCCCGAGCCCGUUCCAUGAGCUCCUUCGUGAUGACCUCGGUGGUGGCCUUCCCCAGUGACCCCAGAAUAGUACAGAACACCCAGGACAACAGCUGCAGCUUUGCCCUGCACGCCCAGGGCAGCGAGCCCACCCGCUUCAGCACGCCCGGCUUCCCCGACAGCCCCUACCCAUCUCACGCCCGCUGCCAGUGGACGCUGCGGGGGGACGCUGACUCUGUGCUGAGCCUCACCUUCCGCAGCUUCGAUGUCUCUACCUGCGACGAACAUGGCAGUGACCUGGUCAUGGUGUAUGACACCCUGAGCCCCGUGGAACCCCGGGCCGUGGUGCAGCUGUGUGGGACCUACCCUCCCUCCUACAACCUGACCUUCCUCUCCUCCCAGAACGUCCUGCUCAUCACGCUGGUGACCAGCACCAAGCGCAGGCACCCCGGCUUCGAGGCUGUGUUCUUCCAGCUGCCCCGGAUGAGCAGCUGUGGAGGCUACUUGCGGGCAGCCCAGGGGACAUUUAACAGCCCCUACUAUCCAGGCCACUACCCGCCCAAUAUCAACUGUACCUGGCACAUUGAGGUGCCCAGCAACAAAAACGUGAAGGUGCGCUUCAAAGCCUUCUUCCUGCAAGAGCCCAACGUCCCGGUGGGCUCCUGCACCAAGGAUUACGUGGAGAUCAACGGGGAGAAGUACUGCGGAAAGAGGUCGCAGUUUGUCGCCAGCAGCAGGAGCAACAAGAUCACCGUCCACUUCCACUCGGACCAGUCCUACACCGACACCGGAUUCCUGGCGGAGUUCCUGUCCUUCGAUGCCCGUGACCCGUGCCCAGGCAGUUUCAUGUGUAACACGGGGCGGUGUAUCCGGAAGGAACUUCGCUGUGACGGCUGGGCCGACUGCACUGACUAUAGUGAUGAGCUCGACUGCAAGUGCAACGCCACCUACCAGUUCACGUGCAGGGACAAGUUCUGCAAGCCCCUGUUCUGGGUCUGUGACUCCGUGAGGGACUGUGAGGACGGCAGCGACGAGGAGGGCUGCAGCUGCCCGCCCAAUGCCUUCAAGUGUGACAAUGGGAAGUGCCUCCCUCAGAGCCAGCAGUGUGACAGGAAGGACGACUGUGGCGAUGGGUCCGAUGAAGCCAAGUGCCAGGAUGUGAAAGUCGUCACCUGCACCAAACACACCUACCGCUGCCUCAACGGGCUCUGUGUGGACAAGAGCAACCCCCAGUGUGACGGGAACGAGGACUGCACUGAUGGCUCGGAUGAGAAGGACUGUGACUGUGGGCGGCGGUCGUUCACCAGGCAGUCCCGAGUCGUCGGAGGUGAGAAUUCAGACCAAGGCGAGUGGCCUUGGCAGGUGAGCCUCCACGCCCUGGGCCAAGGCCACCUGUGCGGGGCCUCUCUCAUCUCCCCCAGCUGGAUGGUGUCCGCCGCACACUGCUUCAUCGACGACAGAGGAUUCAGGUACUCGGAACCCAGCGUGUGGACGGCCUACCUGGGCCUGCAUGACCAGAGCAAGCGCAGCGCCCCGGGGGUGCAGGAGCGCGGGCUGCAGCGCAUCAUCACGCACCCGUUCUUCAACGACUUCACCUACGACUACGACAUCGCGCUGCUGCAACUGGACCGGCCGGUGGAGUACAGCGCCACCAUCCGGCCCAUCUGCCUGCCCGCGGCCGACCACACCUUCCCCACCGGCAAGGCCAUCUGGGUCACCGGCUGGGGCCAUACGCAGGAGGCCGGCCAGGGGGCUAUGAUCCUGCAGAAGGGCGAGAUCCGGGUCAUCAACCAGACCACUUGUGAGCACCUGCUGCCGCAGCAGAUCACCCCACGCAUGAUUUGCGUGGGCUACCUCAGCGGUGGCGUGGACGCCUGCCAGGGCGACUCCGGGGGCCCCCUGUCCAGCCCGGAGGCAGAUGGGCGGAUGUUUCAGGCCGGCGUGGUGAGCUGGGGCGAGGGCUGCGCGCAGAGGAACAAGCCCGGUGUGUACACGAGGCUCCCUGUAUUCCGGGACUGGAUUAAAGAACAGAUCGGUGUAUAGAGGCGAGGUCCAGCCGCGGUCACCCCAGGUGCACACCUGUGGGCCGAGGACUGGAUUGCUCCGCACGACCCCGCCUCGGGCCCCGGAACCCAGACUGUGAACUGAUCCCCGAGACUGCGGAUUGGGGGUGCUCUCUUCCAGCUCAGCCUCGUAAAUGGGGGUGGGGGUGGGGGGUAAGACCCGGCUGUGCGGGGAGGACCCGGCUGUGCCGGGAGGCGCGUUGGAGGACGGAACCUCCCCGCUCCAAGCUGGCCUGCUUCGCUUGGUCCGCCUGGAGCACGGAAGCAGCUGUCGUGUGGCCUCUGGGACCCCUCGGUGGGGCUGGUGGCGCCCCCAGGGUCACAGUCUUCAGGAAGCCCAGGCCCGAAGGCCCUGGACGUCAGCCGGGUCCAGGAUCAGAAUGUCUUACCGGCUCCCAGGGUGAGGUUCACUGUGUGUAUUUGUGUGUAUAAGUAAAACACUUUGUUUCUUUUUAGGUAA
Molecule: messenger RNA, 3380 nt
Organism: Cervus elaphus (red deer)
Lineage: Eukaryota; Metazoa; Chordata; Mammalia; Artiodactyla; Cervidae
Gene: ST14
Product: ST14 transmembrane serine protease matriptase
Exons: 20
Coding region: 417-2900 (827 amino acids)
Biological process (GO): acrosome reaction; proteolysis
Cellular component (GO): membrane
Molecular function (GO): serine-type endopeptidase activity; protein binding
Source: RefSeq, a predicted model, not a curated record